Messenger RNA from Vidua chalybeata, 8366 nucleotides. RefSeq names its product PH domain and leucine rich repeat protein phosphatase 2 (gene PHLPP2). Gene Ontology annotation, molecular function: protein binding. Bases 24 to 4067 code for a protein of 1347 amino acids. The transcript is spliced from 19 exons. NCBI's taxonomy places the organism in Eukaryota, Metazoa, Chordata, Aves, Passeriformes, Viduidae. The record is from RefSeq and is a predicted model, not a curated record.
CCGGGGCGUCGGUCUGGCCGGUGAUGGGGGAGGCCGGGCCGGGUGCCGGGCCGGGGCCCAGGGAGCCGCAGGAGCCCGAGGAGGACGAGGCGGCGGCGCCGGGCGGCCCACGAGGGUGCCGGGCCGGAUCCCGCGGCGGUAUCCGGGUGCUGAAGAGGAACGCGAAGCGCACCGGGAGCAGGAGCUGCCAGAGCAGCAGUCGGGUUGGUUCCCGUGAGAGGACCUGGCUGAAAGGGGACGUCGGACGAGGCUGCGUGUAUGUUUAUGGAAGAGACUCAGCAGCUGCGGCUCCAUCGGACUUGCACCUGGUCCUCUGCACAGUGGACACCCAAGCCUCGGAGAUCUGUGACGGAGAAGGGAGGAAAAACCUCUUUUUGCAGCUUCAUGGAGACCUGGUCAGGAGGCUGGAGCCCACAGAAAAACCCCUUCAGAUUGUGUAUGACUACUUGGCUGGGUUGGGUUUUGAUGAUCCUCUCAGAAUGCAGGAAGAGGCAGCAAACUCUGAUCUCAGCUGUAUGAUUCGCUUUUACAGUGAAAAGCCAUGCCAAGUGGAACAGUUGGAUCGCAUCCUGCUCUCUGGAGUCUAUAACGUACGCAAAGGAAAGACCCAGCUGCACAAGUGGGCAGAGCGCUCAGUCACUCUCUGUGGUACGUGCCUCAUUGUGUCCUCAGUGAAGGACAGCCAUGCAGGGAAGAUGCACAUCUUGCCUCUCAUUGGAGGAAAGGUGGAAGAGAUGAAACGUCGGCAGUACACCCUUGCUUUCACAUCUGCUGGAGCACAAGCUCAGACAUACCAUGUUUCCUUUGAAACGCUGGCAGAGUGCCAGCGGUGGCACCGGCAAGCAUCCACGAUUGUGUCUAUGCGAUUUAGCAUGGUUGAUCUUUCAUGCUACAGCCUUGAGGAAGUACCAGAGCACCUCUUCUACAGUCAAGACAUCACCUACCUCAACUUACGCCACAAUUUUAUGAGAACAAGUGGAGCAGGGAGUCUUGACUCUCUUUGCAGGUUUUCUCAAUUGAAGAGUCUGAACUUGUCUCAUAAUAGACUGGGAGAGUUUCCUGUAUCACUGUGUGAGAUCUCUACUCUGACAGAGCUUAAUAUUUCCUGUAAUGGACUUCAUUACUUGCCAAGUCAGAUUGGCAAACUGUUGAAUCUCCAGACCUUUUGGCUUGAUGGCAAUUUCCUUACAUCCUUACCAGAAGAGAUGGGAAACAUGCAGCAGCUCAGCUGUCUUGGGCUUUCCUUCAAUAACUUCUAUGAACUGCCAGCAAUUUGUGAGAAACUUGUCACCUUAGACAAACUAGCCCUGGCAGGGAACUUGCUAGAGACCCUGGACCUCACAGUCCUGAACCGUAUGGGUCACAUCAAAAGUGUGGACCUGAGGCUGAACAACCUGAAGAGAGCAGCAGCUGACACUCUGGAGGGGAACAAAUCUGUGGCUUACAUGGAUUUACGAGACAAUCAGAUGACAGAUCUGGAUCUGAGCUCCUUGGUCAGCCUGGAGCAGCUGCACUGCGAGCGAAAUCAGCUGAGAGAGCUGACCCUGAGUGGCUUCUCCCUUCGGGCCCUGUAUGCCAACAGCAACUGUCUGACAGCUGUCAAUAUUUAUCCGGUUCCUGGUCUACUGACAUGUCUAGAACUCUCUCACAAUCAACUACAGUGUGUCCCAGACUGGGCCUGUGAAGCAAAGAAACUGGAAGUUUUGGAUGUGAGCUACAACCUACUCUUGGAGCUUCCACCAAGGAUCCUCAGAAGCUUGAGUCUUCGGAAGUUGAUGGUGGGGCACAAUCAUCUGCAGAGCCUUCCACCUCUUCUAGAACACAUUCCACUGGAGGUGCUGGACCUUCAGCACAAUCUGUUGACUAAACUCCCAGAGACACUCUUUGUCAAAGCUCUGAACCUCAGGUACCUGAAUGCAUCUGCAAACAGCCUGGAGUCCUUGCCCUCCACAUGUCCGGGGGAGGAGAGUUUGAGCAUGCUGCAGCUGCUAUACUUGACUAAUAACAACCUCACAGACCAAUGCAUCCCUGUCUUGGUGGGACACCCAAACCUACGGAUCCUGCAUCUGGCAAACAACAACCUGCAGACUUUCCCUGCAAGCAAACUUAGUAAGCUGGAGCACUUGGAAGAACUGAAUCUGAGUGGAAACAAACUGAAAACAAUUCCUACAACGAUUGCAAACUGCAAGCUACUUCAUACACUUAUUGCACACUCUAAUGAAAUCAGCAUUUUUCCAGAAAUCCUGCAUUUGCCCCAUAUUCAGUUUGUGGAUUUGAGCUGCAAUGAGUUAACUGAAAUCCUAAUCCCUGAGGCACUGCCAGGUGCCUUGCAAGAGCUGGAUCUGAGUGGAAACACAAACCUGGUGUUAGAACACAAGACACUGGAUAUCUUCAGUCACAUUACCACACUGAAGAUUGAUGCUAAGCCCUCCCUCACGGCAGACUCGGCACUCACUUCUGCCUUCUGGAGUCACGGAGUAGCUGAGAUGGCAGGCCAAAGAAAUAAGCUGUGUGUGUCAUCCCUGGCACUGGGGAGCUUUGCAGAGGGGGUGGAGGCUGUGUAUGGCAUGUUUGAUGGUGACAAGAAUGAAGAACUGCCACGUUUGCUGCAGUGCACCAUGGCCGAUGUGCUCCUGGAGGAGGUACAGCAGUCUGACACCAUGUUCAUGUCCAACACCUUCUUGGUCUCCCACAGGAAGCUGGGCAUGGCUGGGCAGAAGCUGGGCUCCUCUGCUGUCCUUUGCUACAUUCGUAACGAGGUGGCUGAUCCAGCCAGCAACUUUUCUCUGACGGUGGCCAAUGUGGGGACGUGCCAAGCCGUUCUGUGCCGAAGUGGAAAAGCACUGCCUCUCUCCAAAGUCUUCAGUCUUGAACAAUGUUCAGAAGAAGCCAGGAGAGUCAAGGAACAAAAAGCCAUUAUAACAGAGGACAACAAAGUCAAUGGUGUGACUUGCUGUACUCGGAUGCUGGGCUGCACGUACCUGCAUCCUUGGAUCCUGCCCAAACCACAUGUCAAUUCCAUUCCAUUGACUGUACAAGAUGAGUUGCUACUUCUAGGGAACAAAGCUCUCUGGGAACACCUUUCUUAUGCAGAGGCUGUCUCAGCUGUGCAGCACCUACACGACCCACUAGCUGCUGCAAAGAAACUCUGCACUUUAGCCCAAAGCUAUGGUUGUCAAGACAAUGUUGGUGCAAUGGUGGUAUGUCUGAACAUCAGUGAGGACAACUGCACGUGUGAGAUGCACGGCCUCACUCUGACAGGCCCUGGGGCAUUUAGUUCUACCACCACCAAACCAGCAACACCUUCAUGUAGCAGUGGAAUUGCUUCAGAGUUCAGCAGUGAACUAUCUGCUUCUGAGGUUAGCAGUGAGGUGGGCUCUACUGCAUCAGAUGAACACGGUGCUGUUGGUCUUGAUGGCAGCUUGCUACCACGACAAGAACGACGUUGCAGCCUACAUCCUGUGCCCCCCUCAAGCAUCUUUCAGCGCCAACCUUCCAGUGCCACCUUCUCUAGCAACCAGUCUGACAAUGGUCUAGAUAGUGAUGAUGAGCAGCCUGUGGAAGGUGUGAUGACAAAUGGUAGUAAAGUGGAGGUAGAGGUGGACAUCCAUUGCUGUAAAGGAAAGGGUCUGGAAUUAGAACAUCCUGCUGCAGAGUACAGCUCUUCUACUCCAGGGCCAGAGGAUGACUCUGGGCUUGUACUCAUCAUUCGGAGGCAGAACAGUGUAAACAGCAACACUGUGCAGAGAGGGGUCAAGGAGAAGUGUGAACUCCAAAAAUCUCUUUCCACAUGUUGUCUUUAUGGAAAGAAGCUUUCCAAUGGCUCCAUAGUGCCCUUGGAGGAGAGCCUCAACCUCAUCGAAGUAGCGACAGAGGCACCUAAGAAGAAGACAGGCUAUUUUGCUGCUCCAUCCCAGAUGGAGCCGGAAGAUCAAUUUGUGGUGCCACCCGAUCUGGAAGAGGAAGUGAAGGAACAAAUGAAGCAGCACCAGGAGGACAGAGCAGAUCAGGAGCUGAAAGAAGAACAUGCAGCAUCCCUGCCAGAUGAGUUUGACACAGCUUUGUAACCCUAUGAGUACUAUUCCCACAUUAUCUGUCCCAGGAAGCUCUGUUUCAUAAGGGCUGUCAUGCCCUCUGAGGGAGCUGGGAUCUGCAAGGAGUACAGACACCUGCUGCUUCCUUAAUGGAGUUGAGGAAGAAUUAGGAAGGCCAACGUCUGGGCUGUCCACUUAACCACUGUAGCGUCUCAGUUGUCCUAUGAGCACGCAGAUCAGCUGCUGAGCUCUGUGUUAGGGACUAUCUGGUAAGUCCUUGAACCCUGAGGUUCUGCCAGCUCUGCCGGAAAGGGGCUGGUGUAUGUGUAUGUGGGGUGAGGAGGCUGCUGAGAGAGAAAUGCUCAGUGUUUAGAGUCCUGUGAAUAUUUCUGAUGCAGUGUCCCACCCUCCUCCCCAGCACCUGACUUUUUUAUUCCUUGAAAGAAUACAGCCAUGAAUUGCAAUGAAGCUGACCUGAGAAUGGUUUCCUACAUUAAUUGCAAGCACUUUUAUUUAUUGCACUUAAGCUGUUCUUUUCCCCUUCAGCCCAGCACUUUAUUAUUUAGGGUUAGGGGAGAAAGCACUCCACAGCAGGUAUGCUGUGGACUUUUCCCAGUGGAUGGUCUUAGGACAGUGGAGGACUCAGGGUUCUGAUGAGCACUGGUGUAGGGGAGAGGGAAGGUUAUGGUGGGAUCAUUCUGUGCAGGAUGAGAAAAUACAUGGCUGAGUGAUAAGCAGGUGCCAACCAAUGCAUUUUAUAUGGAGCAUAGGAAAGAUCAGCUCAGGACUGGUUGAUUAAGGCAAUGUGUAGAUCUAGUGGUUCUAGCUGCAGAGCACAGACCCACCUCAGCAGCAACCUGGCCACCUUCAUCAUGGAUGCUUCACAGUACAGGCUUCCUCUACAGAAGACAUGGGAUAAAGCCAGGAGCUUGUUCUUGUCUCAGUGUUCAGUCAGAAGAGCCAAGCUGUAAACAGUGGUGUGCUGCUCUAAGACUGGCAGAAGCAUCCAGUGCUCUUUUCCAUCAACAUAAACCUCUGCAUUGUCAGUUACAGUGUCUUUGUUUGCCUCUGGAAGCAGGAGUCGUAUUCCAAAUACACAGCAGCUAGCAUUUCACGUUAUGUGCUCAAUUUGGCCGCAAACAAGGUGAAAGUGUACUUAUUCCUGCUUAGCCUUCAGCACAAAAGCAAAAAUUAAACUUUUCAUCUUAUUAACAUUUUUAUCAGCACUGAAAAAGAUGUUUAAAACAGUACCACUAAUGAUGAACUGGCUAGUCUGCACUCAGAUGCCUUGCGUUUCCAUUAGGAUUUUUGGUGCAGAGUGUAAGCUGGCUGCCCAUGUCAUCAUCUUGUUAUAAGGGUUGUGGAGAUCACUGCCUCUGUAGCAUGCAGAUCUCUCUUCCUUUCUGACAGAGCUGGAUAGCAGCUGUCCCUGUCAUGUCAGUGGUGCAAUAAUCCUGACUGUGAUGUGGGCUACUGCCUUUUCUUCAUUAAUGAUAUUUAUGAAGAAAACUUAAACAUUUCUUCUGAAGGGAUCUGAGGGGCUUGAGUUGUCUAUCUUUGGAUCAAAUUUGGGCCUUGCUCAGAAGGAAAUACUGUGCAGACUAUUUGUGGAAUGCUGUCAAUAUAGAUCUUUUGACAAAAUCUAAUGGAGUUUUACUGAGAUUUCAGAGCACCUUGAAUUUCUUCUCACUAGGAAAAAAGGUGUUUUUAUCAUGCAUGAGGAGCAACAUUUUAGGAUAUACUUUGUGCUAGUUGCAGUGUAAUCAUGAAACAAGACAACUUUUUGCAAAGUUUAAACUCUCACAAUUUAUUGUUUAAAUGCCUGUUUCAUUUGGAACUGGAGGUUGAAGCUAAUUCUUAAAAUCACAGAAACAACAGCAUUUGAAUCCUUUAGGCAGAGGAAAACCAGCAGAAAAGAUUCAAACGCUAAACCCCAAAACUCUUUCAUGUUAUCAUCAUAUAAGUAUGCAGGAAAGGUUCAUCCCAAUGUAUUCAACUGCAACUUUUGAUUCACUGUCACUGAUGAUAGUUUUACCAAAUAUCUGUGCCUAGCCUCACAGUUUCUGAUACCUAAAAGGGCUGUAGAACAGCUUGCAUUCAGUAUGGGACUGAUGCAGAAACCCUUAUUUCUGAGUAUGACUCUGACAAGCCCUGCACUCUGAGUAGCACAUAUGAAUGCAAAUCAGGUCUCUAUUUCUUGCACUGAUGUGGAAAGUCCAGUGUGUCCUUGCCAGUCUCAAUCAUUAGUAUUGCGUGCAGAAUUGCCACAAGGUGUUAGUAAUGAAUGGCUCUACCUAGCUCAGUGUUCAAGGACUAAGGAAAACACAGCUCUGCAAUGGAGCACACAGAUUUCUGAACUGUACCUCUUAGAGGUAGUGACAGAAUGGAACAGAAGGAAUUCCUACUUAGACUUUUUCUCCAGUGCUGUUUCUGGUUUUGAAGCAGAAAGGGAGUUUAAAUGCAGCCAGCUCCUAUUUUCUAUGGGUGUGAAGUGUCAUGGAAGACAUGGCUUGUUAUCUUUCUUACACUCCAGGCAGAAUCCAUAGAUGUCUGUGAAGCUGGUAUUAUGGACUCCAGGCAGCAGAGGCUGAGUUGACUUUACCUGUUCCAAAUAGUCUUUCGCUGUUUGACUAAGACAAGUGCUGGUAUCCUCAAGCAGCUCCUUCAUAUUUUCCAUGUGCUUCUUCCAAGCAUUAAGCUUUUCCAUUUCAGCCACAGCAUUGUGAUGCUUUCUCUCCAGUCAUCCAAAAUCGUUUUCAUGCAUUACAAAUAGUGCCUGUUCAUCACAAAACGUGCUGCUUUUUCCUAGGCCAGUUUUGGGUGUCAGCAAAGACACUGGCAUAAUUUUUUCAUGCAAAUGUCUUGGAUUUUCUAACACAAGAUUCCAACUGCUGAGACACACUUCAAGGUCACUGUCGUCCAAAGAAACGGGGUUUUUUCUGACAUUGGUCAGGCAGUGGUGUGGCUGGGUUAUCUUCAUCUGUCUGGUGAGGACAAUUCACAGAACAGAGUGCUUCCCUCCACUACUUAUUGUUUUCCUUCCUCCCUGUAUGUCUCCCCUACUUUAUUUAUUAACACUACCUUAGAUUUCAAGCUGCCAAGGAACACUGCUGUAGGUGGAACAGGUAUGAAAGGGCAAGUCUACUGAAGGACUCAUAGCAGGGUAUAGAAGGUGUCUUCCCAGUUAUCUUCCUGUUCUCCAGUCCCUUUCCUGAUUUUUGUUUUUGGAGUUUGCAGAGAUACUAUGUGAUCAUCACAUAACCACAUCACUGAGAAUGUCCCACUCAUUUGCAGACUUGCUGUUAGAGAGGGGUUCUCACCUUGAGGUUCUCAGGCUAUUUUGUCCCUGCUGAGAAAUGCAAGCCCUCCCACACUGCAUGCAGCCACAGCCAAGUGAGGCUGAGGAGGUCACUGGUCCAUCUCUUCAGUAAUUCUGGCUCUGCUGAUAAGCAUGCUUGCUGAGACAGGUACUCCGAAGGCACUACUCUGUCCUGUCCUGUCCAAAAAGGCUUCUGUAAAAGGAACCCAUAAAGGCUGUGUUGGGUGGUGGGUAGCGGGGGCCCACAUGUUAAAGGUAAGAGAUAGCCUCCAAGUUGCCCCUAGAACAAGGAACAGGCCCAGUGGAGGCAGCAUCACAGACUGUUCAUACCAGACUGGAUUCGUCAGUUAGACAGGAGGGUAACAUCCUGUUCCAAGGAGUAGGAAGUAUUUCCCUCUUUUGGGGACAAGCUGCUGUGAAAUCUGAAAUCAUUCCUGUAGUACACAGGACCUUCAGCCACACCUAAGGCUUUGGACCUGUGGGGUUUCUGCACUCCUUCCAGAUAGAUGCUGGUGGCUUUUGUGUCACUUGCCAAAGGCCUUUCUUCAGGCAGAUCACCUCUUUGGUCUUGUGCAAUCAUUGUCUGCUGUUCUAUUGCUCUCUAAAGACUUAACUGUAUUUUUCCUCUUUUUUCACAUUUUAAAAUACUACCUUUUUUAAAUAAUUCAUAUGACCUGGUGCAUGUUAAAUAUUGCAGUGUACCAACUGUUUACUAAAUAAUCCUUUUUCAUGCUUUUUUUGUUUUUAAAAAGGAAAGUAUUUUCUGUAUCCCACUCUAGCAUGCACCUAUAAUGAUCCCUGUUUUUAUUGUGUAUGGGAGUAGGUUGUCCAAUGAAUGUGCCCUCAGCACUAUGGCCUAUGUAUUGCUUUGGAAAGGCAAAUAACGUAAGAUUGUUGGAAAACACUAGUCCGUUGAUUCUUUAUUCAGAUGUAUAGAGAGAUUCAGGAAGGAAGAGUAUUUUUGCAUCGAAUUUUCAGCUGACUUAGCAAUAAAGAUUUUUACUUUCAUCUAA